Molecule: messenger RNA, 771 nt
Organism: Sinocyclocheilus grahami
Lineage: Eukaryota; Metazoa; Chordata; Actinopteri; Cypriniformes; Cyprinidae
Product: GREB1-like protein
Exons: 5
Biological process (GO): multicellular organism development; kidney development
Source: RefSeq, a predicted model, not a curated record
AUAUUAAGCCCAAAAUGGACCUGAGCAUGAAGUCCGACCUGUCCAGCCAUGUGCUGGUGAACUGCCAGUCGUCCAAUUCCAUUGAUGAUAUGGAUGACGAGGACGAUUCAGACACCAGCAGCCCACCGCUGCCGUACCUUCAGGGCCCCCCUCCUGACGGCUGCUGCACUGUUGACGGGUUCUGUCAAGCGGGAAAGGAUCUGCGCCUGGUUUCCAUGGCAACAGAGUCUAUUGAGGUUCCCACGGGGUUCGAGCUGGUUGGUGCCAAAUCGCCCAGCAUCCCGGAGCACAUCCUCGUCUGUGCGGUGGACAAGCGCUUCUUGCCAGAUGAGAAUGGGAAAAAUGCACUUUUAGGGUUUUCGGGGAACUGUAUUGGCUGUGGUGAGAAAGGGUUCCGCUACUUCACUGAGUUCUCCAACCACAUCAACUUGAAGUUAUCCACUCAGCCGAAGAAGCAGAAGCACUUAAAGUACUACCUGGUGAAGAACUCUCAGGGUGCUCUGUGCAAGGGAACCCUCAUCUGCUGGAAAGAAUGUAAGACAAGGCCAUUCUCGGGCAGUGCUUCUUCAUCCAAGCCUAGUUCCUCAUCCUCACUAAGCAGCAAAGAAAAUGGAGACACAAAUGGCCACAGUCCAUCUCCCUUCCACCUCUCAGACUCGCCUCCCGCCCGCAUGCAAUCUGGCUCAUCCUCAGGGAUUUUUGGACCCCCGGAGCUGGGCUUCCUCAAACCGUUGAACACACCGACCCACGGGACCAAGACUUUACCGAUCG